CAGGGGAAAAGUAUGGUGUGCUAGAGCAGGACCGAACAAAUCAGUCAGGAAAAAGUAGUAUGCAACCUGCACCAACUCUAUGAACUCUUGUGGAAAUUGGAUGGAUAUAUUUUGGAAGGCAUGGAUUUUUUAGCAUUUUUUGCUGUCUGCGUCUCACAACUCAUCAAUCUAGGUGGAGUGGAAGCCUUAAGAGACUUGAUUUUAGUGAAUUCACGUCCAUUAAUUCCAAAUUCUGAAACUUCAAUGACUUGUAUUGCCCCUCAAUGGAGUUCUCCAGAGACCAUUGCCAUUGCAAGAGACUUUGAAGCUGCUGUAAACAAACUCCAGGAUCCUCUGGAAGUUAUUCAAGAUGAACAAAGGAGAUCAGUGAAGAAAAUCAUUUGGAAAAAAGAAAGGAAUAAUGAAGCCAUUGGAGCCUAUUACUGUGAGUGGAAAUCGCAAGAUACAGUGACAAAGAUACGGACUUUAAAAAUGUCAGCACAAGCUUCUUUUAAUCCAACCUCAUUGACUGUCACUGCAAGUAGAGGAGACAAUGUCACACUAAGUUUUCAGAAGAAGAUUCCAAAGGAUGAAGAUGCUGUAUUCUACAAGAACAAUUCCUUCCUCCACUCUGUACCAAAGCAUGAAGUGCCGUCUCUGUUGGAAUACUCUAUAAUGAAUGUUCAGCCUAGUGAUGCAAGUACCUACGUAGUACGCUACAUUGGAGGCAAUCACUUUAACAUGGCAUUGACGCGAUUAAUUGUCAGACGAUGUGGUGCUCAGAAGUGGGGACCACAGUGUAACAAAACCUGUCCUGAAUGUCAGAAUAGUGGUGUUUGCCAUGAAGACACAGGGGAAUGUAUCUGCCCUCCAGGCUUCAUGGGAACAACAUGUAAAAUGGCAUGUGGUGAACACCGAUUUGGAAGAACCUGCAAGGAGUCCUGUGGAGAAAAAGAAACCUGCAAAUCACAAAUGUUUUGCCUUAUAGAUCCAUAUGGCUGCUCUUGUGCCUCAGGCUGGACCGGACUGAUGUGUGAUGACGCUUGUCAACCAGAUUUCUAUGGACCUGACUGCAAGUUGAAGUGUCAAUGCACCAGAGGAAUGUGUGACAGGUUUAAAGGGUGUAUUUGUCCCCAAGGGUGGCAUGGGCUGCACUGUGAAUACGAAGGUAACCCACACAUCCCACCACAGAUACAAGAGAUGGAAACAACAUUAGAACUGAACUCGGGAACUGAUUUUAAGCCAACCUGUAGUGUCAGCGGCUUUCCUAAACCUUCUGCUCAAGAGUUUCUUCUUUUUAAAGAAGAUGGCACCACGUUUCAGGCUGUGUCAACCACUGAAAUCGAUCAGCACACCAUUGCCCAGUUUUCAGUCGGAAAGAUUGUACCUAGGUUUUCAGGUUGGUGGAUUUACAGUGUGAAGACUGAAGCAGGAACAGAUGAGCAGCAUGUGCACAUCUAUGUGAAAGUUGCCCCAUAUCCUAAAUAUGGUCCAAUGUUAAAUAAAAGUGGACCCAACUAUCUUCACAUACAUGUUAACGCUGACUCUUAUGGAGGGGAUGGUCCUAUUGUAACUACAACUGUAUUGUAUAAACCUUCAAAGAAAUCAACUGGAUGGGUCACCUUAAGUGUACCUGUGAAUUAUAAAAUUGUGAAACUUGAAAACCUGGAGCCAAGGACCGAAUACAAGGUUUGUGUUCAGUUGGGAAGGAAAGGAGAAGGAGGAGUGGGACAUCCAGGUCCAGAAAGUAUCUUCACCACAGAAGCAUUUGGCCUUCCUCCCCCAAAAGUGAUCAACCUGACACCGAGCAGUCAAACAUCUCUAAACCUGACUUGGUUACCAAAUGAGGAAGAUUCAGGAGAAGAACAUAUGUAUGAAGCAGAAUGCUACAGUCCAAACGCCAUUGACACCGCAAUUUACAAAACAACUCCUGGAAAUGGCACUGGAAUUAUAAUAGAUAACCUCAAACCAAAGACAUUAUACCAGUGCAAAGUAAGAGUGAACACCAAGUCACAGGGAGAAUGGAGUGAGCCAAUUUUUGCAUGGACAUACAGUGACCAAGUUCCACCACCACCGACACAAAUCAAAGUGCUUAACGUCACGGAUUCCUCAGUAAUUGUCACCUGGGCAGUUGAGGAGGGACACUCGAUUUCUACUGUUAUUAUCCGUUAUAAGAUAUUUGGGGACACAGAGUAUAAUCAUGACAUAAAGAUCAGAAAUAUUACAAUCACUCAGUAUCAGCUCAAAGGACUUGAAGCCAACUCUCCAUAUCUGAUUGAGUUAUGCACUGAGAACAAUAUAGGACAAAGCCUUAACAAUCCUGUCCGAGAUGUAAAAACACGCAAGGAAAUGACGGGGGGUUAUGAAUCAAAAGACAACAAUAUGCUCCUCAUUGCUAUUUUAGGCUCCGCUGGCAUGACCUGCCUAACUAUUUUACUGGCAUUUCUUAUAAUGCUUCAACUGAAACGUGCCAAUUUCCAGCACAGAAUGGCGCAAGCUUUCCAGAAUGGAGUGAGGGAAGAACCAGUUGUACAGUUUAAUGCUGGAACACUAAACCACUUAAGAAAAGCGAAAAACAGUCCAGAGCCAGUGGAGUAUCCAGUGUUGGAAUGGAAUGACAUAAAGUUCCAAGAUGUUAUUGGUGAAGGGAACUUCGGACAAGUCCUAAAGGCUCGUAUAAAAAAAGAUGGUCUGCGCAUGGAUGCUGCUAUUAAGAGGAUGAAAGAAUAUGCAUCAAAGGAUGAUCACAGAGAUUUUGCAGGAGAACUGGAAGUCCUUUGUAAACUAGGGAGUCACCCGAAUAUUAUUAAUCUUCUGGGUGCCUGUGAACAUCGAGGUUACCUGUAUUUGGCGAUAGAAUAUGCUCCCCAUGGCAACUUGUUGGACUUUCUACGGAAAAGCCGAGUCCUGGAAACAGACCCUGCAUUUGCCAUAGCCAACAGCACAGCAUCGACCUUGUCAUCACAGCAGCUUCUACAAUUUGCAGCAGAUGUCGCUCGAGGCAUGGAUUACCUGAGUCAAAAACAGUUUAUACAUCGGGAUUUGGCAGCCAGGAAUAUUUUGGUUGGGGAAAACUUUAUGGCAAAAAUUGCAGAUUUUGGUUUAUCAAGAGGACAAGAGGUUUAUGUAAAAAAGACAAUGGGAAGGCUUCCAGUUCGAUGGAUGGCAAUUGAGUCUCUAAACUACAGUGUGUAUACGUCAAACAGUGAUGUGUGGUCUUUUGGUGUUUUGCUAUGGGAAAUUGUCAGUUUGGGUGGAACUCCAUACUGUGGUAUGACCUGUGCAGAACUCUACGAGAAGCUACCACAAGGGUACAGACUAGAGAAACCACUAAACUGCGAUGAUGAAGUGUUUGACCUUAUGCGACAGUGCUGGCGUGAAAAGCCAUACGAGCGACCAUCAUUUGGGAAAAUACUGGUAUCUUUGACACGAAUGCUUGAGGAAAGAAAGACCUACGUGAAUACAACACUUUAUGAAAAGUUUGCCUAUGCUGGUAUUGACUGCUCAGCAGAAGAAGCUGCAUGAAGUCCCGUGCAUUAGCAUAGAAUGUCUUGGGUGUGCAAUAUCAUGUUUGUCUAAGAAUGUCUAUAAUCUGUAUAAUAUGUUUUAUCUGGAGUUACAAAUGUAAAUGUUUAUAGAACUUUUUGUACAUAAAAUUUCUUCUUUAAAUUGGGGUUACCAUAGUUUUCGGUAUUGAUUUAUCACAUUAGUUGUAUGAGCAGAAUUGUUAAUUUUCCAUUUUUUUUUUUUUUUUUUUGCUAAUCGGAAGUGUAAA
Messenger RNA from Hyla sarda, 3754 nucleotides. It is a transcript of the gene TEK, whose product is annotated as TEK receptor tyrosine kinase. Gene Ontology annotation, biological process: positive regulation of MAPK cascade; angiogenesis; cell surface receptor protein tyrosine kinase signaling pathway. Gene Ontology annotation, cellular component: plasma membrane; signaling receptor complex. Lineage: Eukaryota; Metazoa; Chordata; Amphibia; Anura; Hylidae. The transcript is spliced from 23 exons. Bases 121 to 3504 code for a protein of 1127 amino acids. The record is from RefSeq and is a predicted model, not a curated record. Gene Ontology annotation, molecular function: transmembrane receptor protein tyrosine kinase activity; ATP binding; protein binding.